This is a messenger RNA of Striga asiatica, 594 nucleotides long. Lineage: Eukaryota; Viridiplantae; Streptophyta; Magnoliopsida; Lamiales; Orobanchaceae. The record is from the annotation of a GenBank genome assembly.
AGGUACGAUGCACGAGUGAGGGACCUUUUGGACUUCAGCAUUUACUUGGACAUUAGCAAUGAAGUCAAAUUCGCAUGGAAGAUUCAGAGGGACAUGGCCGAAAGAGGACACAGCCUCGAAAGCAUCAAAGCCAGCAUCGAAGCCCGAAAACCGGAUUUCGACGCCUACAUUGACCCACAGAAGCAAUAUGCGGAUGCAGUCAUAGAAGUAUUGCCCACACGACUCAUCCCUGACGACAAUGAGGGCAAGUACUUGAGAGUGAGGUUGAUUCAGAAAGAAGGGGUUAAGUUCUUCAACCCGGUUUACUUAUUUGACGAGGGCUCGACUAUUUCAUGGAUACCGUGCGGCCGCAAGCUCACGUGCUCUUACCCGGGCAUCACGCUCGACGAGCUCAUAUACGUCGAGAGCCACCUCAGCAACAUCUCGACCAAAUUCUAUGGCGAAGUUACUCAGCAAAUGCUGAAGCAUGCGGAUUUUCCAGGCAGCAACAAUGGGACGGGCCUUUUCCAGACCAUAAUCGGGUUGAAGAUCAGAGACCUUUACGAACAGCUCACGUCAACCAAAACCGGGGCCCGUUUGGAGGCUACAAAGGCC